Molecule: messenger RNA, 4177 nt
Organism: Cyclopterus lumpus (lumpfish)
Lineage: Eukaryota; Metazoa; Chordata; Actinopteri; Perciformes; Cyclopteridae
Product: protein phosphatase 1 regulatory subunit 12A
Exons: 26
Coding region: 169-2829 (886 amino acids)
Biological process (GO): signal transduction
Cellular component (GO): A band; cytoplasm; Z disc
Molecular function (GO): protein kinase binding; phosphatase regulator activity; enzyme inhibitor activity
Source: RefSeq, a predicted model, not a curated record
ACCCUUGAAGGCAGCAUGAGACUGCCACUCAGUCAGAAGUUCGCUGUGAAGUUCACGGAUUCAUUUCUCGCGUGUCUCCACCAGGGGGCACAGCCCGGGGCAGGCUCGACACAAACCAAGCUUCUCCUCGUACCAUGAGCUGAAUCUGUCCGGGACAGACCAGGGAAGAUGGCGGCCACUGACCAUUCCCGGUCCGAAGCUGCCAAACAGCGACGGCAGGAUCAGCUGCAGCGAUGGCUGGGCUCGGAGACGGAUCAGACAGGGUCGCAGACCCGGGGAACUUUGAGCGGUUCCGGGACGCGGCGGGCGAAGGUCCGGUUCGCCCAAGGAGCCGUGUUUAUGGCCGCCUGCUCCGCCGGAGACCGGGAGGAGGUGGCAGCGCUACUCCGGCAGGGAGCCGACAUCAACCACGCCAACAUAGACGGACUGACAGCGCUUCAUCAGGCCUGCAUUGAUGAAAAUGCUGAGAUGGUGCAGUUUCUGGUGGAGAGCGGGAGUGAUGUGAACAGAGGGGACAACGAGGGCUGGACUCCUCUGCACGCUGCAGCUUCCUGCGGCUUUAUCCAGAUCACUAAGUACCUGAUAGAACACAGCGCUCAUGUCGGGGCGGUGAACAGUGAAGGAGAGCUUCCUCUGGACGUGGCCACAGAAGACGCCAUGGAGAGGCUUCUCAAAGGUGAAAUCAAAAAACAAGCUAUCGAUGUGGACAAGGCCCGAAAGGAGGAGGAGAGGGUCAUGCUCGUGGACGCCACGGCGGUGCUGGCGGGAGGUGGCACCCUCACACCUCACCCAAACACCAAGGCAACCGCUCUGCACGUUGCUGCUGCCAAAGGCUACAUCGAAGUCCUGAAGGUGCUGUUACAGUGCGGGGUGGACGACGUGGACAGCAGGGACACCGACGGGUGGACGCCUCUGCAUGCGGGAGCUCACUGGGGGCAGGAGGAGGUGUGCUCCCUGCUGGCGGACAACAUGUGUGAUAUGGGUGCCGUCAACAAUGCGGGCCAAACACCUCUAGAUGUUGCAGACGAGAAGCUCGUGGACACUCUGGAGGAGCUGCAGAAGAAGCAGAAUGCAUUACGCAGCGAGAAAGAGAAACAGGCUGCUGUUAUUGAGACCAACUCGCAAAUCUCCAUGGUACCAGUCCGUACACGCAGGACUUCUAUCUCUCGUAUGAGCAGUAAGGAGAAGUUCUGCCUCCACGAGCGGGAGAAGCACCCACCUCCUGCCCUGCAGAGCAGCCCGGCCGAGGACGAGGAGGAGGAUGGUCAGACGGGACAGAGCCAGCCUCAGAGCCAGGGGAAGGCCUCCAGCAGCUCCAGCUCGGAGGAGGAGAGCGAAUCGGAGAGCGACGCAGAGUCGGAAAAAGCGAAAAACAGGGAGAUCAUUAACAACUUGAACAACAAACGCAACACCACCAGCCUGCUUCCUACCUCCAUGCCAAUGAGCACUGCAGCCAGCCAAGUGAAAAAGCAGGACCCAGGCAAGCCCCCGGCCCCCGAGGCCCCGUGCUCCUGGAGAACGUCUCUGAGGAAGGCAGGCAGCUCAGUGACUCUGGGCUCAGCUGGACUGUCUGACACCAGCCAGGACCCCAGCCGACCUCCAGAGACUGUCCUGGGCAUGACCCGCUCUGCCUCCAGCCCCCGCCUCAGCUCUGAGGCCGACACCAAGGAGCCGAGGCUCGCUCGGGUACCGCCAAUCCCAACACGGAGACUCUUCAGUAUUCCAGACAGUAGCCCUGACAACUCCAACAGUUGGCUAAGUCGUAGCUCCUCUUACACCCGGCGCAUUCAUAGUCAAUCAGGAAAUGAUCUCACUAGUUCCACCCCCUCUUUGCUUCUUCACAGCUCAUCUUAUGGAAAGAGACUGGAUGACCCCACCGUGACCUCAGCAAGCACAGGAACAAGCUCUGCUGGACUCAGCCGCCUUAAUAGUGUCUCGUCCCAGAGACUUUCUCAGGAACAGACAGAAAAGAAGGAUCGAUCUGCUGUCACCACCUCCUCCAACUCUCGGAGCACGUCCACAGGAGAGCAGGAGGCCAAGCAGAGGCGCAAAUCUUAUCUGACGCCAGUGCGGGACGAGGAAGCAGAGGCACAGAGGAAGGCUCGCUCCAGACAUGCACGGCAGUCCCGCCGCUCCACUCAGGGGGUGACACUAACAGAUCUGCAGGAGGCAGAGAAGACAAUGAAGACGGACAACAAAGGGAGAGAAAAGGAGGAUGAGGAGAAGGAGAAAGAGAAGGAAAAAGAGGCAAAAGCGAAAAAGGGAGAGGAGGGGGAAGUGAGCUGGAGGUCUCGUAUUGCCAGUCUGCAGAAGUCUGACUUGCUGGGCCUCACUCAGCCUGCUGGCACUCCCCGCCCUCAGACAUCUGACAGGAGAGAUGUUGAGGCCAGCACUGGGGAGAGCGAGACAGAGCGAUGGGCCAGGGAACGCAGGGAGAGGAGACAAGCUCGGGCCAGAAGGAAGGCACAGAGGACCGGGGAGAGUGAUGACAAUGAUCCUAGUGGAGAGGAAGAGUUCUCAGGCAGUGGGCUGGAUCCACAGACAAACCAACACUUGAGUUCCAGGUCCUUUAACGACUGCACCCAGGGAGGAGGCUCUGACAGCAACGAUUUUAAGAAGUUGUUUGAGGAUGUCUCCAGAGAAAAUAGUCAGCUCCAGUCUCAACUGCAGGACACCCAGAGGAUUAUCAGUCAGACCAGGUUGGAUCUGGAAAAGGCAACACAGAGACAGGAGCGCUUCAGUGACUGUUCAGCCUUGCUGGACCUGGAGAGAAAGGACCGGAGGAUGUUGGAGCGGCGAAUGGCAGAGCUGGAGGAGGAGCUAAAGUAAUACAGAAUGAAUAGGUUCUGGUUGAUUUGAGAGCAGACAACCAGCGGCUUAAAGAUGAAAAUGGAGCACUGAUCCGUGUCAUCAGCAAACUCUCCAAAUAGGCGGAGAGAGAGAGACACGAAGAGCAGGGAACCCCCCCCCUCCCCCCCUCCCCCUCCCUCCCUCCCGCCAUCCAUCCAUCCCUCCCUGCUUCCACACAUUCCUCCAAGUGCCAAAGAGUGAGAGAGCGAGGGGGAGAGCAGCAGCAGAAUGUCCCAUGUACAUGAACACCACAGCUUGACUUGGAUUGUGAUGCCUCUGUGAGAACAGCUGGAGUGGCUUUUGUGUGCCUUACAGUGCAUUUGUCACAGGAAGACCGGCAGCAUGAAGGCCUGUGGCUCUGGUCAGAGGCUCCCACAGCAGCAACAUGAGCCGCGACAACAGCCAGAAUGCCCACGGCUGGUGCAGCACACAAACCAUCUACUACGACUGUGCAUCAGGGGAACACUAACGUGCACACACAUUCCUAUGCGUGCAUCAUAUACUUCCUCCGUGCACAUUCCACGAGCGCACAAGGCAGCUUUGGCCUUAAAGCUCCCACUUAGUAUUUAUUUUUUUGUGAACACACUCACAUCACAAAUUCACGAAUUUACCCCACUCACAGUUCAAAUCUAACGUGUUGUCAAGCAGUAAAGGUUUUGGUGUAGUUCCUUUUUUUUUUUCUUCUUCUUCUUCUUUUACAAGCAGCUCUGAAACACGUUUUGGGCUCGGUCCUGACGACGGGGGAAGUCCACAGAACUCUGUUGGGUUGUUUGGUCUCCACAUGCAAGUGUUUGAACCCACCUACCUCUCCACCUAUGCACUUCCCCACAUCCAUUUUUAUUUUUGUGACCACAGACACACUUCAUGCUCUUAAAAAUGACCGCAGAACCAGGUCAGUCGACCACAGCACUUUACUCUCUGCAAAGCAAUAACAGAAGUGUGACGCUUUGCCCGUCCUCCAGACAGACAAACGUAUUUCGGAGCAGCACCCUCUCACUUGUCAGUGGAGGGAGAAGUUACCCAUAGCUGAAGGUCAAAGGUCAUUGCACAAUUAUAAGAAUUGCUGGUCUGUCAAAGCCUAUUAUGCUAUAGAUGGUUUUAAAUAUUACCAUUGAUAAAGAUAUUAUUUUCAUAGUUUUUCAUUGUCAAUUAUUGUCUUGCAAUGGAGCAGCAUGGUUAUGUAUAUUGUAUGUGUAUAAAUAUUAGUCUUGAAUAAUACCCCCUUUUUGAAGUACAAUUCCAUGUAGCUUUUCUUCACAUGUUGGUUUUCUAAUAUAUUGAAUGGAUGUCUGCACCCUAAUAAAAAAAAAACGUGUGUUUGUAGCGA